AUGGAUCCGUCUGCUGCCGACAUUCCCGUCUCCGACCCAGCUGAGGCUGCGUCCGACAAUGCGCCUCAGGUGCCUGUCGGUGUCGACGAGGCCGACAUGAUGGCCCUACCUCCGGAUCCGGCCGCAGACCCGCAACUCGAAGAGACAGCCGUCAAACCGGGGCCCGACGCGCCCGAGCAGCAGAACCUGGAUGGCUCCCAGCCGCAGCCCUCUGCCGACGGCGUCGCUCUGCCCAAGCGCCCCGGCCUCAAGCGCGAGAAGUCUGCUCCCGCCCCGCAGCGUCUUCCGCCGCCCGCUCCCCCCGCCCCGCCCCUCGAGCCGGGCCACCAGCCCACCGAUUCCCUGUCGCUGCUGCAGCUGAAAAAGCUGGUCACCGACAUGCCCAAGGUCGAGCCCACUCCCUACGCAUUCGAAUACGAGGACGCCGCUUCAUUCGAGGUUGAAAUUGAAGAAUGGUUCUCCUACAGCGUCGAGGAGCAGGCAAUGCUACUGAAGGCCCAGGCUUCUUUCGUCGAGGAAUGGGUCGCCCUCGAGGAUGGCACGCUAUCAAAUUUGGCUGCCUAUGAACAGGGCGAGAUGGACUGGGUCAAGGCCGACCCCGCGCUGAGAGACCAGCUCACACGUAAAUUGAUUUCCAACCUGGCGCAGACCGACAACAAGGAAAUGCGGUUGCGGAGCCUGGAAGCUCUGGUGUAUAUUGCCCUGGGCUGCUGGCAUGAGACUGCUGGGCUCGAAACGAGCACGUCUGCUGCCGAAGAAGAACAGGCCCCAUCUUCACCGGCCAAUGAUGCCGGCAAGCCUUCAAGUUACGUCAAGUCAGAGGUGCAAAUAGACUGGAUUCGCAAUGGAGUUCAGAUGAUUCAUGAGUGUGACGGCAUUCGACCCAUUUAUGAUGUAGCCCGUGGCGCCUGUCUGCGCGAAUUCGCAACCGACGUCGUCGAGCAAGAGAUCGCCCCGCAAGAGGACAAAGACUCUGACAGGAGAGAGCUGUGGUGCUCCCUUACUCUUAUGCACAUGUUCUACGAAGUUGCCCGCACUGAGCAGCAGCCCUCUCGUCUCUACGAAAGUCUUACUCACUUAGAUCCGAACGUCGUUGUGUUCAUGAUCGAGAUUAUCACGAGUUUACGAUGGGAUGAUUCAAUUGGUCCUCCGCUACACAAGAUUCUUCUCCUAACCUGGAAAGCCAUGCUGGUGAACUUUGGCGGUCUCAAAGAAGUCGAGGAGCUAAAGGCAACUUUCCGCGAUCCAAAAGAAGAGACCGCAGACAACCGCGGCCAGCCUAUCAUCACAGCGUCCCCCCUUGACUAUCACGUUUUCCGCCAAGAAAUCAGUUCCAAGUACCCGGCAUACAACCCACCACAACCCCUCUUCCCGCUGGAGCCCGAGAACAACUCCAUCCUGCCGCCCUUGAAGAACCACCCUAGCAAGGUCUCAGAAGCGAAUUCCUUUGGCCCUGGCAUCUCCAAUGUGGGCAGCGGAACUUCGAUCCUACAUCAGCCCGUUCACAUUGCAACUCCAGCACCCUCGCCACCACCGUCACCUGCUGGCCCUGGAGGCAAGGGAGGGAAGAAACAGAACUACCAGACCAACCAACUUUUCCCCUUCCUGUAUCCACCCCUGGACGAAUCUAGUAACAACCUCGGUGGUAAGGGCUCGACUGACCUUCAAGACAUGCUCGUCGGACGAAAGUGGGAAGGGAGUGACAUUCCUACAUCCAUCAUCGAAGCUGCAGAACUGUUUGCCAAGAGGAUGCGUGCCACGCGGGCAAUGAAGCAGCUCUGGGAAGAGCGCGUACUUUUCAUGAAGUACGAGCGUGGGUGGACAGGCUCUGACAACGACGUCGAUCCGUUCGACCUCAAUGGCAGGCUUGAAGGUCUCGUGCUCGAAAAAGAGAAGGUUGAUGAUCGAGUCGCUGCCAAGCUUGAUCAAGUUGAGAAGUUUUAUGCGACUGUCCUUCCGCACUUGCAAUCGUUAGUGAUUGUCCUGCUCAGGACCUUCCUUUCUCACUUGGCAACACUUGCACUGCAGAACAGCAACCUCAACGCCAUGUCCGCCGGUGGCUUUCAGGAGAAUCAAAGCAGCAACCCAAUGAACAAACCGGAUAGUGGCCUCAACGGGACUUUGCCCGACAUUUCAAAAAUUCCGCUUGAGGACCUGGACAGAAUGAGGAUGGAGGAGAUUCAAGAUAAAGCUGCAUCCGGCAUUCUUAUCCUGCUCCUGAAAUGGUUCAAGCUGUCUCACGUGUUGAAGAUGGAGUAUCUGACACAAUUGCUGGUGGACUCCAACUACAUCCCUCUGACCCUCAAACUGCUCCAGUUGCAGGAGAUUGAGAAGGUCAUCAACUACAGAUGUGAUAGAGAAGACCUGAGUUUCUUCACCUUCUGCCGCACACACUCCCGUGAGGGUGCCAAGGAAGGAGGCCCCAUCACCGAAGCACCACCUGCAGAAGCUGAUGAUGAGCCCGACGAGGCGGCACCCCCACCCAUCAGGCGGCGCCACUCCGACGACAUGCUCGCUGACGAGCACCAAGACCUCGCCGACGAAGCCCCUGGCGACGUCGGCGCGUCGUCCUCUCCAAACAACAACAUCAACGGCAACGGUGGCGGGCUCAACAACACGACCGGCCUGCCCGAGGUCGACGAGCUGGGCAUGCCGCUCAACCAGCUGCCGCUGGAACCCAUCACGUCGUUCUCGUGGCGCAACUUCUUCACCAACAUCAACCUGGUGCGCAUCAUGCAGAAGGUGUGCAAGGAAAAGGCGCACCGCAACCUCAUGCUCGUGCAGUACAAGUCGUCGCAGUACCUGCGCAAGGCGCUGAAGAUCCCGCAGCCGGAGCUGCGCCUCUACACGCUCAAGCUGUUCAAGAAUCAGGUCCCUUACUGCGGCCGCAAGUGGCGCCAGAGCAACAUGCGCGUCAUCACCGCCGUCUACCUGCACUGCCGCCCCGAGUUAAGGGACGACUGGUUGGCUGGCAGCGAUGUUGAUGCGGAUGUGGACGAGAGCGUGCCGCUCGAGCAGGCCCUGCGCGCGCUGACGCACUGGUUUAACCUGAAGAGGUAUCCCGAGCGGCUGGGUGCGGAGAGGGGCGUGCUCGAUCGCGAGCAGGAUUUCUUCCGCAGGGAGCUGGAGAAGAUGGGGUGGUCGGCCGCGGCUAUGGCGGUCGAUGAUGGCCAGGGGGCUUGGAUGGGCGACGGGCAGGAUGUCGAUGUCCAGUGGGAGGGCGGUCCGGUGGAUGGUGGCCAGUGGCAGGGAUACUGA
Molecule: messenger RNA, 3258 nt
Organism: Lasiodiplodia theobromae
Lineage: Eukaryota; Fungi; Ascomycota; Dothideomycetes; Botryosphaeriales; Botryosphaeriaceae
Product: Hyphal anastomosis related protein
Exons: 5
Coding region: 1-3258 (1085 amino acids)
Biological process (GO): cytoskeleton organization
Cellular component (GO): cytosol
Source: RefSeq, a predicted model, not a curated record